AUGAUGGAGGAGGUGCCGUUAACGAGGUCGUGGUCCUGGCACACACAGGCCGCUCCACCCCUGUCCGCGCCUCUCCUGCGGAUCCGCGCCGCCUGGGAAGGGCGUGGGCUCUGGGAAAACGAGGCGUGUGUAGAGGAGCCCAGCAGACGGCAGCUCCCAGCGGCGGCGACCGAUGCAGACCGCGUGCGUGUGCGGGCUCGUGCGCAUGUGUGUGCGGCGCGUGGGCCUCAGGAGGCGCGCGCAGGAGGACUGGUCUCAAGGCAGCGGCGGCAAGCACGCUGGCCAACUCCGGAGCUUGAUGCUGAGUUUGCGGGAGAACGAGCAUGCCAGAGGAAGGGGAAAGGAGGCUGGCUAGUUAGCAGCCACUGCGCUGCAGGCUCUCAGCUGAAGCACAAGCGCCUACCUCAUGACAAUGAGAUGAAACAGUAUGUUAAGUACGUCUUCUCCCUUCUGGCGGAAGCUGCUGAGAGCGAGCAGGGAGGUCCACAUGUGUGCUCCUCCCUGCGGGUUCCCCAGCGCGCGCUGCAGCUCAGAGGUCCUCUUGGGUUUGACUCCCACUGUGGCUCCUCCCAGCUGUUUGGGCAGGUUUGGCUGCACCUGUCUUUUGGAUGGGGAACCAAGAUGCACAGAGAACACGCUGCAGCCCCGGUGCCCUUGGGGCGGGCCGGGGAGGACCUGGUCCUCAUCCGCGCCGCCCCCUCCUGCCGUGUGCCCUUGGGGUGGGCCGGGGAGGACCUGGUCCUCGUCUACGCCGCCCCCUCCUGCCGUGUGCCCUUGAGCUCACGGCCUCCUCUUCCACAUCCCAGCCGCUGCAUUUUCACGAUGCUGGGUCUGGCAGCGUCCUCCGGCGCCCUGGAAGCGCCCGGCUCCCAGAGCCCGCUCUGGGGCCGCGGAUCGAGCCCCAGCCCAUGGAGGGCUCCAGAUUCUGACCGAAGCGACUGCAUCGCUGUGGUUCUCGCCAAGUAUGCGCGCAUCAUUUUGAAAACAUCCGCCGGCACCACAGAAACCGACCCAGGAGGAGAAGGGACGCGGCGGACGCAGGCUAGGCCCGGCGCCCUCCCACACGGCCUCGGGGCUGGGGGGCCGCCGGCCUCAGUCGACGUCAGGGUGCCGUCCCCCAUCAGCUCCCCGGAGGCCCGCACGGACCUGGGGCCAGCCGGCGGCGACAGGGGCGAUCGCCAUCGUCGUGGUCGCAGUCGUGUGACGCCGGCCGAUACUACUGAGUCAUUGCAGACCACGCCGUUCUCACGGAGCUGGCUGUCCUAG
Molecule: messenger RNA, 1266 nt
Organism: Rangifer tarandus platyrhynchus (Svalbard reindeer)
Lineage: Eukaryota; Metazoa; Chordata; Mammalia; Artiodactyla; Cervidae
Source: the annotation of a GenBank genome assembly